Echinococcus granulosus is the source of this 411-nucleotide messenger RNA. RefSeq lists its product as hypothetical. The coding region runs from base 1 to 411 and encodes 136 amino acids. The transcript is spliced from 2 exons. NCBI's taxonomy places the organism in Eukaryota, Metazoa, Platyhelminthes, Cestoda, Cyclophyllidea, Taeniidae. The record is from RefSeq and is a predicted model, not a curated record.
AUGCCUAUCGACAGUACCCAACUUUGUGAACAAUAUUUGUACACUACUGAUACCUGUGAUGUCUAUGUGAAAGCUCGUGAUAGUGUCAUGCUCCGCAAUGGUAGCAAUGAAUGGGGAGCCUCACUAAUCGCAUCAAUGGACCAGUUUGACACGUCAGUCAAAUAUGAACCAGCAAAGCCUCUUGAAGUAACAAAAACUAAGGACGAUUAUCACACUACAACAAUGUGCCAAUCGGCACAGUUUUCCAUGUUUGCAUCUUUACUAAAUGGGUGUCACACUUGUGUGACGCAAGGAAUUAGAGACAAUACGCAAAUGGACAGGUCACAUAUUUGUGACACCAAAACUAAGAAAUGCAAACUGGAGCUGAAAAUAAAUCACGUCAUGCCUUAUCCCAACUUUCUUAUCGAAUAA